UCUGGCAAUUUUCCGGAAAAAAGUUAACUUCGAAACUACCUGAGUUAUAUAUUCUUAAGUUUGCCUGUACAAGGAUGCUUUAUUCAAAGGACGAGAUAACGUGAAAGCUCUAACGUGGUUUAGAGCUCAGACAUGCAUAAUACACGUUCAAGAUGAUUAACAAGAUUGCGGUUUUGGCGCUUGGUUUGGGUUUCAUGUUUUAUCGUCUCCAUAUUUACUGCAUUGUUCGUGAAGAGAAAGAGGAAUUACAUUCUUGGUUGAAGGAAUACAGUCUUCUGGAUUAUGAGGCUAAACUGCACAAAUUCGGUGUUCUCUCCAAAACCAAGUUCGCGACUCUUGAUGCUCAAAAGUUCCUAACCCGACAUGGUUCCUUCUGGGGAUUUUUCACGUUCAGUACAGAGAAGGAAAGGCUAGAAUUGGCUGCACAGAGGGCCAAACAUGAGCUUCAACUUCAUUUCUUGCUUCAGGAACUUUCUUUGCAUAGUUAUUACACAAAACUGCUAUCACAAGGAAUAUUCAGUGUGGAAAGUUUACAUGAAAAUCUGUACUCUGUUACGUUAAAGGAGAUCUUUGAAGAUGAUGAUUUGACAAAGCUUAGAGAAGCUGUUCAAAAGCGAGAGGAUUAUUUGUUCGAGGAUUCUCUGGCUGUUAAAAGUGCAACAGCAAUAUUUUCCUUUUCGUGGUGGAGUAUUCAGUUUAUUGGCAAGAUGUUUGUUCUCGUUAUUGGCUCUAUAGUAAGUGUCAUAGUCAUCUGUGCUGGAGUCUUCAGAAUAAAAACCAAAAGCCGACAGCACCAGUCUUCAUUCUUUCGAUACGUGCUUGGUUUACCUUUGGAACCAAAGUUCACCAAAGUCACAUGGGAAUGGAAGGACCCUCAUGUUGUCGGAGAAUCAAUGUCAUUCUUUCUAAAGUUUUACAGGAUGAACAGCACUCCAUACCCUGUAUCUCCUGAGGAUUACAUUCUUGUUGAAAUCAUGCACAACAACACAUUUAUUAAGUCGUCGUGGGAAUAUGGUGGUGAAAAAUGGGCACAAGGGAACAUCAUGAAAGUUUCUUUUACUGUUAGAGAAGCUGGAAUUUACACAAUUUCUGUUCUUGUACAGGGGACACUGAUCACAGAGAGACCAUUCACUAAAACAUUUUUACCAGGUGCUGUGGAUCCAUCAAAGUGCAGCAUUUUAGAGGGUGGAUCAUUACUAGAAGUUCAGCAAGGGAUAUAUGCACCCCUAACUGUAGAGGCUCGUGACAAGUUUGGCAAUAUUUGCCCACUGUCUGUCCAAGAUAUUCACUCAUAUGGUGUUGAAGUAACAGAGAUUGGAAGCAGUGCUAAGACAGAUCCAGAGCUAGUGAUUCUCCCAGAUGGAUUUGACAAGAACAAUGUUCUUCACAUAAAACUGGAUAAUGAAGGUUGUUUUAAUGCAGUGGUCAGGUACAAUGGAGUGCUGCUGAACCAAGGAGAGCUGACUGUUAUCUCACUCAAUUGUAAGUGUUUACUUCUGUGUUUGGGCUAAUUUAAAAUGCUUAAC
Molecule: messenger RNA, 1526 nt
Organism: Orbicella faveolata
Lineage: Eukaryota; Metazoa; Cnidaria; Anthozoa; Scleractinia; Merulinidae
Product: apoptosis-resistant E3 ubiquitin protein ligase 1-like
Biological process (GO): protein polyubiquitination; negative regulation of apoptotic process; ubiquitin-dependent protein catabolic process
Cellular component (GO): cytoplasm; cytosol
Molecular function (GO): ubiquitin protein ligase activity
Source: RefSeq, a predicted model, not a curated record